This is a messenger RNA of Trypanosoma conorhini, 1500 nucleotides long. RefSeq names its product pyruvate kinase. Gene Ontology annotation, biological process: glycolytic process. The transcript has a single exon. The record is from RefSeq and is a predicted model, not a curated record. Lineage: Eukaryota; Euglenozoa; Kinetoplastea; Trypanosomatida; Trypanosomatidae. Gene Ontology annotation, cellular component: cytoplasm. Gene Ontology annotation, molecular function: potassium ion binding; pyruvate kinase activity; magnesium ion binding. Bases 1 to 1500 code for a protein of 499 amino acids.
AUGUCGCAGCUUGCACACAACGUUCAGCUCUCCAUUUUUGAGCCAGUCGCGCAUACUCGUGCCAACCGCAUCAUAUGCACGAUUGGCCCCAGCACGCAGAGCGUUGAGGCACUGAAGGGCCUUAUAACAAGCGGAAUGUCCGUUGCGCGCAUGAACUUCUCACACGGCAGCCAUGAAUACCACCAAACAACGAUUAACAACGUGCGUGCUGCUGCAGCCGAACUUGGAGUACACAUUGGCAUUGCGCUGGAUACGAAGGGGCCAGAGAUUCGUACCGGCCUCUUCGAGGGUGGCGGGAUCUCUCUUUCGCCGGGCGAUACCGUGCUCCUGACGUCUGACCCCGCAUUUGAGAAGAUUGGGACGAAGGAAAAGUUCUACGUGGACUACCCCCACCUCGCCACAACGGUGCGCCCGGGUGGCUUUAUUUACAUCGACGACGGUGUGUUGAGCCUCAAGGUGUUAAGCAAGGAGGACGACUGCACAUUAAAGUGCUAUGUGAACAACGCACACUAUUUGACAGAUCGCAAGGGGUGCAAUUUGCCUGGCUGUGAAGUGGAUUUGCCGGCAGUGUCGGAAAAGGACCGUGCGGACCUGAAGUUUGGCGUGGAGCAAGGCGUCGAUAUAAUUUUUGCUUCCUUUAUACGCACGGCGGAACAGGUGCGUGAGGUGCGUGUGGCGCUUGGAGAAAAGGGCAAGGACAUACUCGUUGUCUCCAAGAUUGAAAACCAUCAGGGCGUGCAAAACAUUGAUGCAAUCAUUGCAGCCAGCGACGGUAUUAUGGUGGCGCGCGGUGACCUCGGUGUGGAGAUCGCGGCGGAAAAGGUUGUCGUGGCGCAGAUGAUUCUUAUCAGCAAAUGCAACGUGGCGGGUAAACCCGUCAUUUGCGCGACGCAGAUGCUUGAGAGCAUGACAACCAAUCCUCGUCCGACGCGUGCGGAGGUCUCAGACGUUGCCAAUGCGGUUUUCAAUGGUGUGGACUGUGUAAUGCUCUCUGGAGAGACAGCCAAAGGAAAGUAUCCGAAUGAUGUGGUGCAGUGCAUGGCCCGUAUUUGUCUGGAGGCCCAAAGUGCCACAAACCAGGCUGUGACGUUCAACAGCAUCAAGAAGAUGCAAACGAUUCCCAUGUCCCCGGAGGAGGCCGUGUGCAGCAGUGCCGUGAAUUCUGUCUACGAGGUCCGGGCAAAGGUGUUGCUGGUGCUGAGCAACUCGGGCCGCAGCGCGCGACUUGCAAGCAAGUACCGCCCCAACUGCCCAAUCGUCUGCGCCACGACGCGCAUGCGGACGUGCCGUCAGCUCACCAUCACGCGGUCCGUGGAGCCCGUGUUUUACGACGCCGAGCGCCACGGCGACGACGAGAGCAAAGAGAAGCGGGUGCAGCUUGGCGUUGAGUACGCAAAGAAGCGGGGCUACGUUGUACCGGGCGACCUCGCGGUGGUGGUGCACGCGGACCACAAGGUGAAGGGGUACCCGAACCAAACCCGCAUUGUCUACGUCAGCUGA